This is a messenger RNA of Chinchilla lanigera (long-tailed chinchilla), 635 nucleotides long. RefSeq names its product D-tyrosyl-tRNA deacylase 2 (putative) (gene Dtd2). The transcript is spliced from 3 exons. Lineage: Eukaryota; Metazoa; Chordata; Mammalia; Rodentia; Chinchillidae. Gene Ontology annotation, cellular component: cytoplasm. Gene Ontology annotation, biological process: tRNA metabolic process. The coding region runs from base 49 to 555 and encodes 168 amino acids. Gene Ontology annotation, molecular function: D-tyrosyl-tRNA(Tyr) deacylase activity. The record is from RefSeq and is a predicted model, not a curated record.
CCUGCGCGGAGAGAGGCCGGAAGCCCGGGGCGCUUGCAGGUGGCAGCAAUGGCAGACGGCGGCCGAGCUCCUCAGGCCCGGGCGCUCCUUCAGCAGUGCCUGCACGCGCGAUUGCAAGUUCGCCCAGCCGAGGGAGACGCCGCGGCCCAGUGGGUAGAGAUUCAAAGAGGAUUAGUGAUCUAUGUGUGUUUCUUCAAGGGAGCUGACAAAGAACUUCUUCCCAAAAUGGUUAAUUCACUGUUAAAUGUAAAAUUAAGUGAAACAGAAAACGGCAAGCGCGUCUCUGUCUUGGAUCUACCUGGCAACAUUCUUAUCAUCCCGCAAGCCACCCUUGGGGGCAGAGUCAAAGGAAGAAAUGUGCAAUAUCAUGCUAACUCUGGAAAAGAAGAAGGAUUAGAACUUUAUUCACAAUUUGUGUCUCUAUGUGAAAAAGAAUUAGCUGCUAACAGCAAGUGUGCGGAAGCUGGGGUUGUAGUGGAACAUGGCACUUACGGGAACAGGCAGGUAUUGAAGCUGGAUACCAACGGACCGUACACACACUUAAUUGAGUUUUGAAAACUUAAAUCUAGUUUAUACAACAGUUUUUAUGUGUAAUAUCUGAACUAUAAUUAAAUUUCCUUCCCCUUCAUUUUAAA